Messenger RNA from Thlaspi arvense, 300 nucleotides. NCBI's taxonomy places the organism in Eukaryota, Viridiplantae, Streptophyta, Magnoliopsida, Brassicales, Brassicaceae. The record is from the annotation of a GenBank genome assembly.
AUGCAAUUGACUCUUGAAUUCGGAGGUGGUUUAGAGCUGCUCUGUGAUUCUGAAAAGAUCCAUAAAGUAAACGUCGAUUUGCCCAAUGGAGAAGAUGAUUUAACAAUGAAGCAUUUGCUUUCUUGGGUUCGUACAAAUGUGAUCAAAGAGAGGCCUGAGAUGUUCAUGAAAGGAGAUACUGUGAGACCUGGAGUUCUUGUGCUAGUGAAUGACUGUGAUUGGGAGCUAAGCGGUCAGCUCGAUACAACAAUCGAAGACAAAGAUGUUAUAGUUUUCAUUUCGACCUUGCACGGUGGAUAA